Messenger RNA from Sphenostylis stenocarpa, 465 nucleotides. NCBI's taxonomy places the organism in Eukaryota, Viridiplantae, Streptophyta, Magnoliopsida, Fabales, Fabaceae. The record is from the annotation of a GenBank genome assembly.
AUGGGUCAUUUGUAUCUUUCGUUUGCACUGUCAGUUUCUGGAGAUUUGACAGCUUUAGCCAAUCAAUUGGAAGAAUUGCUUCCAUGGACUAUUCAUAGAAGUGAAAGGUACUAUGCUCUAGCCCUUUGUUAUUAUGGAGCAGGUAAGGAUCUAGUAGCACUGGAUCUUUAUUGUGAAUAUGAAAUUGGGUUUGGUGAUAAUGUUCAUGUUGGGCCUCUGGUACAUGUUCGACAGAAUCAACGUUGGGCUAAUUGUGGGCUUUGUGUGGAGCCGAGAACACCAGUUGUUGUGCCUGCAAAUGCUCAAUGCCAAGUGCUCCACCAUUUGUCCGUUAGGAUUAGGGUUUCAGAGACACACACAAACCGCAACUCCUUCGUCCACCUCUUAAACCUCAUGCAAUUGGACCUUCGCACCAACGCCAUCGCUAACGACCAAUUGGACGGCACGCCCUUGCGAUGUCGCUAG